Fusarium sp. VM40 is the source of this 2028-nucleotide messenger RNA. The record is from the annotation of a GenBank genome assembly. NCBI's taxonomy places the organism in Eukaryota, Fungi, Ascomycota, Sordariomycetes, Hypocreales, Nectriaceae.
AUGGACGAAAGCGAUGAUCCGCGUUAUAUGGAGCUGGGCUCUCUCGAGGCUAUAUACCCUGAGAUUCGUCGGCCUGACGCAAAAGACCCCUUCACCUUUGAGAUAGAUCUCCCUGUUGAGCCUGCCGCUCCAGUUACUGUUACUUUCCCAGCAGCAUCUGCGCCCUCUCACCCAGGACUUGCGACUUCUGUUCAAGCGGCUGAGAAUGGCCAUCCUGAAGUUGACUCACUGGAGGUCUCUUACCUCCCGUCUUUGCGGUUGAGAGUCCGUCUUCCUGAGGGCUACCCUGUAGACGUUCCGCCCGAAAUCCAGGUUUCGACAACACCGCAAUGGUUAACAAGAAAAACUAUUGAAGUGCUUCAGGACGACGGGCCGCGUUUGUGGGAUGAGAUUGGUCGUGAUAUGGUUGCCUUUACAUAUAUCGAUCACAUCCAGCGUGCCGCUGAGAAUGUCUUUGGCACUAUCAGCCCCGAUGGAACCCUGCAGGUCGAUUCAGAGCACAAACUUGCAGUGUUGGACCAUGAUAUCAAAGCCAAAAAGGCCGCUUUCGAGAAGGAGACAUUUGAUUGCGGUAUCUGCCUCGAUCCCAAAAAGGGCACCAAGUGUCACAAGAUGCUUGACUGCGGCCACAUCUUCUGUAUACAGUGUUUGCAGGACUUUUACAAUGAUGCUAUAAACGAGGGAAAUCUCUCUGUUGUUCGAUGUCUAAGUCCCAACUGCGCGAAGGAACGCGCAGCAUCUCAGGAGACGAAGAAAGCCAAAGUCGCCGUCAGUCCCAGCGAGCUUCUUCAGAUUGGGCUCUCUGAGGAUAUGGUCAAGCGAUAUGUCACACUAAAGUACAAGACAGAGCUCGAGUCUGAUAAAAAUACGAUAUACUGUCCCCGGCAGUGGUGUAACGGAGCAGCCCGGUCUAAGCGUCACAAGAAGCCAGAAGGGCUGGACUUCGCCGAGACGUCUGGUGGUGAAUCAGGUAAAGAGGAGGAAGAGAAGGAAGAUGAUGGUAGCGUGAAGACGAAAAAGAAGACGACUAAGGACAGGUUCAACAAAGCUGAUCUCCUGGCCAUAUGUGAAGACUGUGGUUUCGCCUUUUGCGGCCAGUGCUACCAGUCAUGGCAUGGAGAGUUUGUCCGCUGCGCACCACGACGCGACAAGGGAGAGGUUAGCGAGGAGGAAAAGGCAUCGCUUGAGUAUCUCCAGCUUCACACCAGUCCAUGCCCGACAUGCAACGCUCCCGCGCAAAAGACACACGGCUGCAAUCACAUGAUCUGCUCACGAUGCGACACUCACUUCUGCUAUCUAUGCUCCUCGUGGCUCGAUCCCGUGAACCCUUACCAGCACUACAAUCAACUUGCCGGCGGCAAGGUUACGUCUUGUUAUAUGCGACUAUGGGAGCUUGAGGGUGGCGAUGGUGACGACGUUGGCUUGGGGUUCAUAGGCGGCCGCGGCCCAGCAGCGAACCCUCCACCGGCCUUUGAUGAUAUUGAGCUCCUACCGGAAGUUAUCGAGUCCGAUGACAGCGACGACGAGGGCGAAAUCAACGCCCAGAAUAACAAUAGACAUCUUGGCGGCCAAGGUCAGGGCAUCGAGAUAGCCCGUGAAGGACCCCUCGUUAUCAGGCUCGUUGACAACCAAGCUCGAGACGGCCGCAGAGCCAUUCCUCCCGCAGCUCCGGACGCACCGCAACAACCUGCGGGCCGUGGACAUCACGGCCCACCUCGGGGUGCAGCGGGUCGAGGCCGCGGCGCAAGAGGGGGAAGAGGAGGAGCAGCGGCGGCGGUAGCGGCAGUGAGAGGGAGAGGUGUAGGGCCCCGUGGCGGAGGAGGACCUGCUGCUAAUCGUCAACGCGGAAACCCGAGACAACCUCAACUCCCACAGGCGGCGCUGGACCAGGAUGAGAACAACCAAGCCGGCCUUGAUCCAGCACAGGAGGCUUGGGUUCGUCGGUUUGUACAGAUGGCCCUUAAUGACGAGGAGGAUCUUGUCGAGGGCGACUCGGAUGACGAUGAUGGUAAUUGGAUUAUUCGAUGA